GCUAUCGUUGGAGAAAUGGCGCGCAGUCUAGCAACGUCAAACUUUGUUGUUCAAUACUCAAGGAAGCGCAGCUGUUGAACAACUCCAAGUACUGCAAUACACAUUUGUACAGCUUUUCAUGGACAUGGGAUUGAGCCCGAGCCAUAUCCAGCAUUAGAUCCCCUGCGAUUAACUUAGGUUGUGGUACACAAUGAAUGGUCAGCACAGUCGUGUUUCGACGGUGUCGCUAUCGGCAGUUUCGGUUCAUUCAAACCACGGUCACGCCCACGGCCACUCCCAUAACGGAAACGGACACCAUGGCCACUCCCAUGCCCAUGUUCCGAGGCGAGAAUCAUUCCCAUUUUCUAGGAUAUUUGAAGAGGCAUGGAAGACAAUCGCUCAUCCGGAUUCUUUGAGGAUAUCCUUGCUAUUGGUAUUGAACUCGUGUUCCUUAGGACUGACCACGUUUUGGAUAUCCUCUUCAAACAGUUUAGCGUUGAGUGCGGUCAACUACUUAUCGUGGUUCCAUUCGCUCAAUUUGCUCACUUGCUAUCUUACCCAAUGGAUCAAGAUCCAGAACCAAAAAUUCGUACACCGCAAGCUCCACGACAUCUCGGCCUUCAAUUUAGGCCAUGCCAGAUUUGAGGUCCUGGCGGUCUUUUCAACCACCAUUUUAUCGCAAUUGGGAGCCUUGUUUCUUAUGAAAGAGGCCUUGGAACGGGUCUUGGAAUCGCCUGAAGUCCAUACGGGGAGAUUGAUGAUGGGCGCUUUCGUCUCCUUGUCCAAUCAAAUGUUGAUCAGUUUACUAGCUCCAAGCACAGCCUUGAACCACGUGUUUGAAGUAUCCUCGUCCUCGUGGAUUCAAGAGCACACUGCGGAUAUCGCUCACACGGUUUGCUCCGCUUUCCCGCCUUUGUCAGCUUACCUCUUGCCCCGAAUCAAUCCAAUGGUGCUUCUCUCGUCCAUUUCGUUUGUCGCCAUCUUCGUGUUGGAUCUUAUGAUAGAAAUCAACUCUGCUCAUCGUGCCGAUAGCUUGAUUGCUCUUAUUUUGGCUCUUUUGAUGAUGGGUUCCAUGUUCCCUUUAACGUUGUAUACGGGGAGGAUCCUCCUCCAGACCACGCCCACCCAUAUUCUACCUCAACUGGAUCGCUAUCUUCGAGAAGCAUUGACAAUCGACGGAGUUCUUGAGUUCAAAAACGAACAUUUUUGGACCGUAUCUUUUGGUCGUUUGGCGGGCAGUAUGACGGUUAGAGUUCGAAAAGAUGCCAACGAGCAAAUCGUCUUGGCUCAUAUCACGGAUCGACUCUCCAACUUGGUUUGGCCUUUGACCGUUCAGAUCUCCAAGGAUGACCAUCACAUAGCCCAACUCCAGCAGACCAGUAUGCAAUUCCUCAAGGCCAGUCCCAGGAACAAUCCAAUGGCCUUGAGAGCGACCAAGGGAAGUCCAAUGGUGGGCACGCCCUCGGAAUUAUCUGCCAAUGGAAACUCGCCGUUCUUUACAUCCACUCCCAAAAGCGUCUUAGAGGUUUCGACGGUCUUUUCCCCUCCAGUUGGAAAUGGAUCGCUCUAUCAGGCGAAUAGUAUACAACCCCCCAGACCAUUACCAGAGAGUUUCAACACCCAUUCACGCCUCAUCUCCCCAGGGAACUCCCCCUCAGAGUCGGCCAAGUUGAAAUGAAGAGGAGUGUCAGUGCUAGGACACCACUUUUCAUGACCUGAGAGAAAUGAUGCUGCAUUUGAAAACCUGAAAGAAGAGUGAUGAUGCAGUUUUGUAAAUAUGACUCAUGCACUUGGGCCUUUUUUCAUCACGUGAAGAAGAAGAAAGAACCUGGUUCCCGUCGCACUCUUCUUUACCAUGUAUCAAAACCUCCAGCCAUACAUACCUGUGAUAUAGCUUUAAAUAGAAACAAUAAAACCCAUCUAUCCAUGAGCA
Molecule: messenger RNA, 1912 nt
Organism: Tigriopus californicus
Lineage: Eukaryota; Metazoa; Arthropoda; Copepoda; Harpacticoida; Harpacticidae
Product: zinc transporter 6-like
Exons: 7
Coding region: 191-1657 (488 amino acids)
Biological process (GO): monoatomic cation transport; transmembrane transport
Cellular component (GO): membrane
Molecular function (GO): monoatomic cation transmembrane transporter activity
Source: RefSeq, a predicted model, not a curated record